GUAUUUACCAGUUCAGAGUUCCUGAGUCGGCAAAGUCCGGUACUUCAGUCGGGAGAAUCGUAGCCACCGACAGAGACAUCGGGAAGAACGCUGAGAUGUUUUUCACCAUCGUCAGCGGGGACGGCAUGGACAUGUUCCACAUCUCCACGGACAAGGACACCCAGGAUGGGGUCAUCAGCGUCGGCAAGCCUCUGCAGCCUCUGGACUUCGAGAAGAAGCCAUCCUACACGGUGGAGAUCCAGGUCCGGAACACGCAGGUGGAUCCCCGCUUCAUGUCGGCGGGCUCCAAAGACAUGGCCACGGUCCGGAUCGCCGUGGAAGACGUGGACGAGCCGCCGCUGUUUUACAAAGCCAGCUACCUGAUGGAGGUGAAGGAGGAUGCUGCAGUGGGCGUGGCCGUGGGCUCCGUCAGCGCCAUGGACCCCGACGGAGCGCGCAGCAUGGUCAAGUACUCCAUCGACCGGCGCACUGACAUGGACCGCCUGUUCAACGUCCACCCAGGGAACGGUUCUGUGUUCCUGCUCAGAACCCUGGACCGGGAGGAGAGCGCCUGGCACAACAUCUCCGUCACCGCAACGGAGUUCAAUAACCCUCGUCAGAGCAGCCAUGUUCCCGUCUACAUCCGACUGCUGGACAUCAACGACAACGCCCCCACCUUCGCCACCAUUUACGAAACCUUCGUCUGUGAGAGGACCAAGGCUGGCCAGCGGAUCCAGACAGUGAGUGCUGUGGAUGCAGAUGAACCGUCGACGGGACACAAGUUUUUCUUCAGUCUGGCUCCUGAAGGGACGCACCGUAGCAACUUCACCGUCCGAGACAACGGAGUCACAUCAAUCGUCCAGCAGUGUUUCCACAGACAGACACGCUGA
Molecule: messenger RNA, 869 nt
Organism: Notothenia coriiceps (black rockcod)
Lineage: Eukaryota; Metazoa; Chordata; Actinopteri; Perciformes; Nototheniidae
Product: cadherin-6-like
Exons: 6
Biological process (GO): adherens junction organization; cell morphogenesis; calcium-dependent cell-cell adhesion
Cellular component (GO): catenin complex; adherens junction; plasma membrane
Molecular function (GO): cadherin binding; calcium ion binding; beta-catenin binding
Source: RefSeq, a predicted model, not a curated record